CCAGCUGCCGUGAAGCUUGUGUUGUUAGUUCACGGAGCCUGUGGAAGGCGUCGUACAGCGCAGAAAUGGACCCGGGAGUUUUUACGUGGCUUUUCCUGCUGUUACUUGCUGCGGCCACAGCAGAGAGGAGUAAUGUCCUCCUCAUUGUGUCGGAUGAUCUGCGGACAUCCCUGGGUUGUUAUGGAGACACACUCGCGAACUCUCCCAACAUUGACCAGCUGGCAUCCAAAAGCCAAGUCUUCCUCAAUGCGUUUGCCCAGCAAGCCGUGUGCGCUCCCAGUCGCACAUCCAUGUUGACCAGUCGCAGACCGGACACGACCAGACUCUAUGACUUCAACUCCUACUGGAGAGUCCACUCUGGGAACUACACUACUCUGCCGCAGCACUUUAAAUCUGAAGGCUACUACACCAUGUCAGUGGGGAAGGUGUUUCAUCCAGGAAUUGCUUCAAACCACACUGAUGACUACCCCUACAGCUGGUCUAUUCCUGCAUAUCACCCAUUUUCCUUUAGAUUUGAGAAGCAAAAGACCGUAGACGGCUGCAGCUACAACUCCCGGAUGCUGGCGAUGGAGAGAGUUCAGCAUGCCGACACGGUUGCCCUCGUUGAGCGCGUAGAGAGGCUAUGUGACUCUGUGAUGGCCAGGAACAAUGCUGUUCUGAAGAGACUGGGCCACUCCAUCCGGCAGAAACCCUCUCCCUCGCUUCGGCUCCUGGACUUCCAGCCAAAGUCCUCCGAAUCCCCCCGCAGACGAGCGAGCAGCAGGAAGACCUGCCAUUUUCCCCCUAUAAAUGGGAAGCAGAUAAGCUGCCCCAACAAGGCCCUGGAUGAGCCCUUCUUUGACACAAAGCUCCCACUGGGAAGUCAGCUGGUGGCGCUGCCCUGUGAGAUGACUGAAACUCCGGGUCGAGCCAGAAAGCCAAGCCCCAACGCUUUGGUUGGAUCUGUGGACACCCUGAGCACCAUGGACAUCCACACUCCCAGUGAGCUCACCUCCAUUUCACUGGACCCAUAUCUGCCAUUGACGCUGUCUUGUCUUCCUCCAGCCCCAGCAAAUGGAGCAUCUCAAAUCCUGGUGAAAAUCAAACAAGCAGAACCAGACCAGAACAUAGUUGGAUGCAAACAGGAUUCAGUUUCAGCCAACGUGGAGCAGGUGAUAAAAAGACAGAAUCAAUUCCUGCUUAUCCACCAACUCCCAUCUAUAGCUUCAGCUGAUCUUAGAGAGACACUUAAAGUUUCUGCACUGCCUCUUCAAUUUGCACAUCCUCCUAAAGUUGCACCACUUCCUAGAUCUGCACUUCUUCCCAAAGCUGCACCUCUGCCUGAAGUUGAAUUGCUUUGUAAAGCAGCACCUCCCCCUAUAGCUGUACAUCCUCCCAAAGCAGCACCUCAUCCUAAAGUCACAAUUGUUCAUAUAGCUGAACCUCAUGCCAAAUCUGCACCUCAUGCCAAAUCUGCACCUCAUGCCAAAUCUGCACCUCAUGCCAAAUCUGCACCUCAUGCCAAAUCUGCACCUCAUGCUAAAGUCACAAUUGUUCAUAUAGCUGAACCUCCUUCAAAUGCAGCGCCUCCUUUUACAGCUGCACCUCUUCCCAAAUUUGCACCUCUUCCCAAAUUUGCACCUCAUCCCAAAUUUGCACCUCAUCCUAAAUCUGCAUCUCAUCGUAAAGCCCUGCUUCCUCUUAAAUCCACGCCUCUUCAUAUAGCUAAUGCCGCACCUUUUCCCAAAGUGGCACCUCAUCCUAAAUCUGCAUCUCCCCCUAAAAUCAAACCUCGUAAAGUGGCUUCUCUUCAUGCAGUUGCACCUGCUUCUAAAAUUGUUCCUCCUUCUACAUCUGCACCUCUUGCCAUAGUGGCACCUCAUCCUAAACCUGCACCUCCUCCUAAAGCCACACCUAAAGUCGCAAUUCUUCAUAUAGCUGCACCUCCUCCAAAUGCAGCACCUCCUUCUACAGCUGCACCUCCUUUUAAAGCCACACUGCCUCCUAAAUCCCUUCCUCAUCUUAAAGCCAGACCCCUUCAUAAAGCUGCACCUCCUUCUAAUGCUGCACCUCUUCCCAAAGUUGCGCCUUCUAGUACAGCCGCACCUCCUCCUAAAGCCCCACCUCUUCAUACAGUUGCAGCUCUUUCCAAAGUGGUACCUCCUCCUAAUGCCUCACCUCUUCAAACAGCUGCCCCUCUUUCUACAGCUGCCCCUCUUCUCAAAGUUGCACCUCUUCCCACAGUGCCACCUCUCUCCAAUGUGCCACCUCCUCCUAAAGUCACGCCUCGUCCUACAGCCGCACCUCCUCCUACACCGACAUCUCCCAACAGAAGACUGCAACGAAAAGCCAUUUACCUCCAGCGGUAUCGCAGAUAGGGUAUGCCCUCUCUGUGUGGGACUACCCAACAUUUGCAUCUUUUUUUUUUUCUCCCCCUGUUUUUGAGUUGUUGGGAAAGUUGCGCUUAA
Messenger RNA from Xiphophorus maculatus (southern platyfish), 2447 nucleotides. It is a transcript of the gene ids, whose product is annotated as iduronate 2-sulfatase. Gene Ontology annotation, molecular function: iduronate-2-sulfatase activity. Bases 66 to 2357 code for a protein of 763 amino acids. Lineage: Eukaryota; Metazoa; Chordata; Actinopteri; Cyprinodontiformes; Poeciliidae. The record is from RefSeq and is a predicted model, not a curated record. The transcript has 6 exons.